Cuculus canorus (common cuckoo) is the source of this 3565-nucleotide messenger RNA. Its product is annotated as cadherin-1. Gene Ontology annotation, cellular component: adherens junction; plasma membrane; catenin complex. Gene Ontology annotation, biological process: calcium-dependent cell-cell adhesion; cell-cell junction assembly; cell morphogenesis. Bases 101 to 2764 code for a protein of 887 amino acids. NCBI's taxonomy places the organism in Eukaryota, Metazoa, Chordata, Aves, Cuculiformes, Cuculidae. Gene Ontology annotation, molecular function: cadherin binding; calcium ion binding. The record is from RefSeq and is a predicted model, not a curated record. The transcript has 16 exons.
GGGGGCAGCCCGGCACCUGCGGGGCGGGACCGGGACCGGACCCACCUGCGGCUCCGCGGCAGCAGCGCCCGAUCGCAGCGGCACCGCAGCGGCACCGGCUAUGGGGCGGGGGGGCUGCCCGGCCCCGCUCUGCGGGCUCCUGCUCCUGCUCCAGGCUGGACACUGGCUGUGUGAGCAGGUAGCACCUUGCCAACCAGGCUUCACCGCAGAGACUUUCACCUUCACCGUACCGCGGGACAGUGUGGCGGCGGGACGGGCGCUGGGACGAGUGAGCUUUUCCGACUGUGGCGAGCAGCGGCGUGCUCUGUACCUCUGGGACGACAGGCGCUUCAAGGUGAGCAGGGAUGGCGUCGUCUCUGCAACGCGGCCACUGCAGCUCCAGCAGCGGGAGAUCAGCUUUUCUGUCUACGCCUGGGAUACCACGGGCAAGAAGCACUCAGCCAAGGUGACCUUGCACAGGAGGCUGCACCAUCGCCGCCACCACAACCACCACCAUGACCAGCACCACCAGCAUCAUCAGGAAAAGGUACAUGAUGUGCUGACCUUCCCCGAGCCCAACCAUGGCCUCCGGCGGCAGAAGAGGGACUGGGUCAUCCCCCCCAUCAACUGCCCUGAGAAUGAGCGGGGACCCUUCCCCAAGAAGCUGGUGCAGAUCAAAUCCAACAAGGACAAGGACACCAAGGUUUUCUACAGCAUCACGGGGCAGGGGGCAGACACCCCCCCUGUGGGUAUUUUCACCAUCGAGCGGGAGACGGGGUGGCUGGAGGUGACGAAGCCGCUGGACCGAGAGGCGAUGGAUAAAUAUAUCCUCUUCUCCCACGCUGUGUCUGCCAACGGGCAGCCUGUGGAGGACCCCAUGGAGAUCAUCAUCACUGUGACGGACCAGAAUGACAACCGGCCCAUCUUCACCCAACAAGUCUUCAUUGGCUACAUUGAGGAGAACGCGAAACCAGGCACAUCUGUGAUGACCGUGAAUGCCACAGAUGCAGACGAUGCAAUCAAUGUGAACAACGGCAUCAUCAGCUACUCCAUCCUCAGUGAGGAGCCUGAGAGUCCACAACGAAUGUUCACUAUCAACUCAGAGAAUGGCAUCAUCAGUGUCAUUGGCACCGGGCUGGACCGGGAGACCACUCCCAACUACACACUGAUCAUACAGGCGGCAGACCAGGAAGGCAUGGGCCUGACCAACAGCGCCACUGCCAUUGUGCAAGUCACCGAUGCCAAUGACAACCCUCCCAUCUUCGACCCCACCACGUAUGAGGCGAGAGUGGACGAGAACGAGGUGGGAGUGCUGGUAGCCCGGCUGCACGUGACAGACCAGGACAUGCAGGGCUCCCCUGCCUGGAAAGCCGUCUAUCGCAUCAAAAGUGGGGACCAGGAUGGUGACUUCAGCAUCACCACUGACCCCCAAACCAACGAUGGCAUCCUGAAAACUGCCAAGGGUCUGGAUUAUGAAACCAGGAGCCGGUACAACCUCGUGGUGACAGUGGAGAAUGCUGUCCCCUUCACUGUGCCCCUGCCGCUCUCCACUGCCAGUGUCCUAGUGACGGUUGAAGAUGUGAAUGAAGCCCCCAUCUUUAUGCCACCAGUCAAGAGGGUGGAGGUGAUGGAGGACCUGCCAAUGGGGCACCGGGUCACCUCCUACACGGCCCAGGACCCAGACAAGGAUCAGAGGCAGAAAAUCAUGUACCGCAUGGGCAUUGACCCCGCGGGGUGGCUAGCCAUCGACUCCGAGACCGGCAUCGUCAAGGUGGCCCAGCCGCUGGACCGGGAGGCGGUGCAUGCCAUCAACAGCACCUACCAGGCCCUCGUCCUGGCUGUGGACAGUGGGUCACCGGAUAAAACUGGCACGGGGACACUGCUGCUCAUCCUCCAGGAUGUGAAUGACAACGGGCCCAUGCCAGAGCCCCGGGCUUUUGACAUCUGCAGCCGGCAGCCAGAGCAGCAGACACUGACCAUUGUCGACAAGGACCUGCCCCCCAACACCUACCCCUUCCAGGCAGGGCUGGAGCAUGGCUCCAGUACUAAUUGGUCCGUCGAGGUAACUGAACGAGACCUGGUGGUGGUGAAACUGAAGAAGGAGCUGGAACCGGGGGAAUACAACAUCUUCUUGAGGUUGGUGGAUGCGCAGGGCAAGGUGCAGGUGACGCCAGUCAAAGCCCAGGUUUGCGACUGCGAAGGACCAGCCAAAAACUGUGAGCGGCGAGCAUUCAUUGCUGGUGGCCUGGGCGUCCCCGCCAUCCUGGGCAUCCUGGGGGGCAUACUGGCACUGUUGAUCCUGCUGCUGCUGCUGCUGCUCUUUGCCAGGCGGAGCAAGGUGGUGAAGGAGCCACUGCUCCCACCUGAGGAUGACAUGCGGGACAAUGUCUACCACUACGAUGAAGAGGGCGGCGGUGAGGAGGACCAGGACUAUGAUCUGAGCCAGCUGCACCGGGGCCUGGAUGCCCGCCCAGAGGUGAUCCGCAACGACGUGGCUCCCCCACUGAUGGCUGCCCCCCAGUACCGCCCCCGGCCAGCCAACCCCGAUGAGAUUGGAAAUUUCAUCGAUGAGAACCUGAAGGCGGCUGACACGGACCCCACGGCCCCCCCCUACGACUCCCUGCUGGUGUUCGACUACGAGGGCAGUGGCUCGGAGGCCACCUCGCUCAGCUCCCUCAACUCCUCCACCUCUGACGCUGACCAGGACUAUGACUACCUCAACGACUGGGGCAGCCGCUUCAAGAAGCUGGCAGACCUCUAUGGCGGUGGGGAGGAGGACGACUAGGAUCCCUCUGGCCCCAGCCUGGCCAGCAGCUGCCCAGUGCAGGCGGCUCAACUCAUUUCACCCCACCAGACUCACAUCGGACUUUGCCCAGAGGGCAGCAGAACCCCUCUGUAACACCCCCUCAACCUGGUGUCCACAUGCCCCUCAUUCACUGCAGGGGAAACUCAGAGUCUCCAGGGCUUGGGGGGGUUCUGGGGGAGGCUGUGUGUUUCGUGCCCUCCCUUGGCUCUAGGCAGGGCAUGGAGCCAUUCAGUCCAUUCCCUGUCCUGGAGCCGAGGCGCUCCUGGCUGGGCUGGGCAGGACCAGCUCCUUUUCUCCAGCAGGAACGGGCUCCUGCCACCUCCCUCCCUUCAUUGGAGAGGAAAAGGGUUUCUCUGGUGCUCUCUGAAAUACCUCGUGCUCCCAGCCCUGACACAACUGUCAACCUGCUGCCAUGCUUGGCUCACAAACAGCAUGGAGAAGCAGGUGGCCCCAGCACCACAUCUCUACCGGAGCAGGGAGAGACCAAAGAUGUCCCAUCACGCACUGUACGUGGGGGAAUUGUAUUUGAUAACAGUACUCACAGGCAGAUAUCUAUUUUUCUGUAUCCCAGAUUAUGAUAUGAUUUCCUUCUGUGUCGUGCCAGGUGUAAUUAUUGUGCAGUCAAUGAAAGGCGCUUUCGGAAAUCAAACAGCUUUACUGAAAUCCUGAACUCUGUGUUUAGCUGUUGUUGUGGUUUGUAUUUUUUAUCGUGGGAAAAGGGUCUGAUGCAGGCUGGGAAGCCAGCAACGCUCUAGUGUUGAUUGUAUGGUUUUUAUAUAA